CGGCGGUGUGCGCGUGUCCGGGGCCGGCUGGAGACCGCGUGCCUUGGAUCUGUGACGCCCCCGGGCUACUGCAGCGCUCGAUACCUCGGCCGGACGACGCCACCAUCGAACAUCGCCGGCGGAUCGGACCAUCGAUUCCAACACAGAUAGUGAUAUGGCAUCCACCGGUGACCUGGGGCCACGCCGACCUCGCCUGGAUGACCUAAGGCCACACCUAACCUGCGUCAUCUGUGCCGGCUACUUCAUCGAUGCCACCACCAUUGUUGAAUGCCUGCACACAUUUUGUCGUUCCUGCAUACUACGCCACCUUGCAGCCAGCAGCUACUGUCCCGUGUGUGACGUCAUGAUACACAGGACCAAGGGCUCCACCAGUCUCAGGGCAGACCGCAUCCUCCAGACCAUGGUGUACAAACUAGUCCCGGGCCUCUUCAGAGAUGAGAUGAAACAGCGGAGACAGUUCUACGAGAUGAAACCCUACGCAGACCCGGAGCUGCCUGGCUGGGCCAAGGGGGACGUGGACUCGUUCGUGCCGCACGUCUACACGGCCGACGAGGACGUCCACGUCCGGCUGGCGCUCUUCACCGCCGACCGGGCUUGCGGGGCCAGCUCCGAGGAGUCGGGGAAAGAGCCGUCUGAAGCCGUACCCCCGGCGCGCUACCUGCGCUGUGCGGCCCGUACACCGCUCACCGUGCUGCAGAAGUUUGUCCGGACCAAGUUCCAGCUAUCCCCAGUUGUGCAGGUCCAGCUAAUCUAUGGGGAGCAUGUUCUUCCGGAGGACAUCAGCCUGAUGGACCUGGGCUUCAUGUACCGCCCGACGCAGGGCGCUCCGGUCCGGUUGGCGUACCGCUUCGUGAGGAAGCGUCCUGCCGCCUCGCGGCCGCCGGAGGUGGCGGGGGAGCCUGCCGCGAAGCAUCCGAGGAUAGGACCUGCGGAGCUGAAGCGGCCCGUGGUCCUCCUGGAGCGGAUGUUCGACGCCGACGACGAGGAGCCGUCGUCGCCGCAGGUGGUGGAGGACAUCAUCGCCAGCCUGGACGCGGAGGAGGAGCCCGGCGGCCUUGCCCAGAACAGAGCAGCUCGACCUCCUGGCGAUCUGACGGACUACUUGGCGGCGCAUGACGACAAGGUCCUCUGUUCGUCCUCCGGACGCUGUGUUGAGCCCUCCACGGACUGCGAUGGUCCCUCCGCAGCGGCUAGUGACGCAAGAGAGGCUGGCGUCGGUGAUCCCUCCGCAGCGGCUAGUGACGCAAGAGAGGUUGGCGUCGGUGAUCCCUCCGCAGCGGCUAGUGACGCAAGAGAGGCUGGUGUCGGUGAUCCCUCCGCGUCGGCUAGUAACGCAAGGGAGCCUGGUGUCGGUGAUCUCUCCGCAGCGGCUAGUGACGCAAGGGAGGCUGAUGUCGGUGAUCUCUCCGCAGCGGCUAGUGACGCAAGAGAGGCUGGUGUCGGUGAUCCCUCCGCGUCGGCUAGUGACGCAAGGGAGCCUGGUGUCGGUGAUCCCUCCGCGUCGGCUAGUGACGCAAGAGAGGCUGAUGUCGGUGAUCUCUCCGCAGCGGCUAGUGACGUGAGGGAGGCUGGUGUCGGUGCCGGUGAUGACAGCACGUGCUCUUCGGAAGUGGGCAUACACGCGCUGAGCGAGGACGCCCUCACUCGGUCUCAGGAAGAGAUGAGCCUGGCAGACAGCGGCAGGUGCUCGUCAGCCAGUGACGCAGACGCGACGGACAGUGAAGCGGCUGUCGGUCUGAGCUACGCGGCGAAUAGUGACGCACUCGCCGAGGAUUGCCAUCACAUGGUCGAAUCCAAUGGUGUUUCAGUGACGUCCAAAGAAGCUCUCGCGAACUGUGAAAGAGAUCACUCCGCUUGUCACAUCGUCAGUGAGGGUGUGAACAACGAAUCGGGGUCCGACUUUGCUGGGAAAAUGUCACGUACUGCAAAAGUUCAACACUACGAGGGGCGUGAUGAGACAGGGAAUGUGUCCAGCAGAACAAUCCACCCAGCGAGAAGUGACGUUGUGGCCAUGCCUGAUAACACUGGCGACGAUAAUCACGUGAAACGAAACGGAGAAGCAACAGGUGGCCUGCUCGUGGUGUCUGAAGGAAGCAGCAAGAAUGGGCGACGCGACGAGCAAACGACCGCCCAUCUGGAGGCGUCCGGGGAGGAUUGUGAAGCGGGUGCGGAGGUCAGCGAGCACGACACCGAAGCGGCUGGCGGCACCACUGCAUCCAGUGUCCCGCCCUCGAACCCAACAAGGGAACCUAAGGAUGGCUGCGAUGUCCGUAGGGGAUCACCCCAGCAGGCCAGUCCCUCCACCAUUCCUGAACCUGACCACUCCGCGCCGUCUGGGCUCGCUAAGAAACCUGACCUCGCCAGGGUCACUGCGGGCCCUGAGACAGUUCCCUCCAGGCCCUCCGUGUCGUGCUCCACCCAGGCAGCGGAGCCGCAGGGACAGCGUCUCACCCCUCCGACAAAGGUGGACUGCUCCGUGCAGACCGUGCCCGCGGCACGAGUGAGGAAGGUGUCCAAAGAGAGGUCUGUGUUUUACACCGACGCAAGGAACAACUCAUCGCUUGGUCAUCCUGUUACUUCACAACGGAAUUCGCUGAAAAGUUUGGCACCAGCGUUGGCUGGUCGUGGACCGCGAAGCGAAAGGGACACGACGUGCAGGACAAGACCACCACCUGCUAUGGUACCGCAACCGCUCGGUGGUAGUGCCUUGGACGAACCUGAUUUCAAGGGACGGAACGGACUGCCGACGCCGACAGAGUGCGAUGAAACAUUACCAAAUGAACGAGCGCCGAAAGUCAUUCCAAAGAAGAAUCCCACAACAGUGCUUAAGAUUCCAUACGCAUCUGCCAGAAAAUACAGCCUAGCGACGUCGGAAUCAGCAAAAAUCUCUGAAAUGUAUCCCAUAACUAAACUCAUGGACUUCAAAAUGGCCGAAAACCGCCCUAGCAGUCCCAACAUGUCUAGCGGAAAGCUAUCUAAUGACUUCAUGCAGUAUUUCAGAGAAAUACGCGGAGCUCCAGGAAGCACGACCAAAUCCUUCGAUAAGCACUACAAGACCCCCACUGGAGUUCCUCUUGAUCUUUCCACACACGUGGAGAAGACGGCUGUCGCUGAUUCGACAUCGACACUCGGGAAGCCAUCGUCUCCUGCACUCAAGUCAAAGCCGCGGAAGCGCAAGCCAGCAAAGGCCCAGGGCACUCAGACGAUACACUCAAUUGUGAACAGUCUUUCUCGGUCUCACCAGAUAUCACUAACGCCCAUUCCCUCCGCCUCGGCAGGAACACAGGCCACUCCAUCUCCGAAGGCCUCGGCUCCAAAAGAGCACCGUUCAACACCCUGCGCACCGAUGCCCGUGCCGUUCCCCUGGACGCCCUCCUCUUUGGCUCCGAACAACCUUUACUCGGCUCCGCUGCAUGUCAACACGAGCAUGGCCAGCCGCUUGGGCUACGACAUGGCCAUGCGAAAUCUGCUGACACUCUCCCACAUGGCCAUGGCCCAGGGCGGUGUGGUCCGUCCGCCCAUGUUUCCGAUGCAGGCCAUGUUCCCGCCUCGGCCCAAGAGCCAGGACUUCCACCCGAUCCCAGACCCGUCGCUGCUGCGGCAGCAGUCCGAGGCGCGGAUGGGGGCCGCCUCCAAGAAGGCGUCGCCGACGGCGGGCACCACGGCUCCGCAGCUGCGGACUCCGACCGCGCUCACGUCGGCCUCGAUCCAGCACAUGGAGGACCUGACGCGGACGCUGGGCAAGCGGCCCGAGAAGCAGCGUCACUCUGUCACUGUGACGGCCGUACCCUCCCGCCAGUGACGUCAGCCGGGCGGCCCGGGUGCAGGCCGACGCCAGUGCCGCAGGCCGCCAGACCCUUGGUCGGUCGAUCGACACCCGACACCAGCCGCGGGCGCCCCGGCUGCAGGCGGUGACGUCACACUCGCCGGGUUUUGCCUGUCGUCGGUUAUCGCAACGCUUCGCCGAUGACGUCACCCGAGUGGCCGGCCGCCUCGGUCUGCUGCCGCCCGCGCACGCGUACCGGCGAGCGGCGCGGCGAGGUCGGGCGCGUGGGCCCGAGUACCCCAGGGUCAGCGACCCGGCGGGCCAAGAAUGGCGCGCCGGUACUGGACACAACCUGAGGCCAGCGACGGGGCAGCAGGCAGCGCACGCUUGGCGCGACGUCCCCGGUGCAGACUGGGCGCCGGCGGCUCCCAUUACGUGAGUGUCAGCAUCCUGCGUUUACAGUGAUGGCUAGGUUCAUGCAACGACAUGCCUUGAAGACAAAUUUUGACGCAUACCUUGCUGUUCUGUAAAGAUGUUCUAUGCAUAUUGAACCCAAAAAUAAUUACUGUCUGAAAGAUGUCAUUUGCCGAAAGGAGCUGUGGAAGUGUGCAAGUGCUACCUCGAGCUUAUGCUGUAAAAUAGCUUGUAGCGUAAAACAGUGAUGCGUACCUAGCAACGCAUCGGCAAUGAACGCGCACCUGUCCGUCGAAUGCGUAAUUGCAUUCCUUCAAAAAACGAUGCGUGGACAUAGAUGGGAGAGGGAGGCGUGGCUAGAUCUCAGCGAGUGCGACAUUCUAUGCCCGAUCUUGACGAGGCUCGUAACGAGACGAGUUAGACGAGACUCGGAUAAGUUGCGGUUUUAUAGCGUUCGAUGUUCGACGUUUGACGUUCGACGUCGUGCUGUCUCGGUGUUUGGCCGUGAUAAAAAUGACAGUUUUGUUCAGAAUCUAACGCGGUGUUUGUUUUUCCAGUUACCUGCCUCCUAGAAUGUUGUGACUGAUGUCUUGCAAUGCACAUGCUUGAAGUUGUCAUUGCUCAUUGCGUAUCGCUGAUUUGAAGGCUUUUUCCAUACCAGUGUCCGCUAUCCUGCCGGUGCCAAACCACCAGCGUAGUACAUGAGCGUCUGCAAAUAUGUAAAUACAUAUGCAAGCGGA
This is a messenger RNA of Pollicipes pollicipes, 4920 nucleotides long. RefSeq lists its product as uncharacterized. The record is from RefSeq and is a predicted model, not a curated record. Gene Ontology annotation, cellular component: PRC1 complex. The transcript is spliced from 8 exons. The coding region runs from base 155 to 3802 and encodes 1215 amino acids. Gene Ontology annotation, biological process: negative regulation of transcription by RNA polymerase II. Gene Ontology annotation, molecular function: promoter-specific chromatin binding. NCBI's taxonomy places the organism in Eukaryota, Metazoa, Arthropoda, Thecostraca, Pollicipedomorpha, Pollicipedidae.